Messenger RNA from Orcinus orca (killer whale), 1155 nucleotides. Its product is annotated as vacuolar protein sorting-associated protein 26C-like. Gene Ontology annotation, cellular component: endosome. NCBI's taxonomy places the organism in Eukaryota, Metazoa, Chordata, Mammalia, Artiodactyla, Delphinidae. Gene Ontology annotation, biological process: intracellular protein transport. Bases 47 to 709 code for a protein of 220 amino acids. The transcript is spliced from 2 exons. The record is from RefSeq and is a predicted model, not a curated record.
UGGGUCAUGCGUGGCCGGAAGUGUUUCCCGAAACGGAGUAUUCGAGAUGGGGACCGCCCUGGACAUUAAGGUUAAAAGAGCGAACAAGGUUUAUCACACCAGGGAAAUGCUCUCUGGGGUGGUGGUCGUAUCUGGGAAGGAUUCGGUCCAGCACCAGGGAGUCUACUUGACAGUGGAAGGAGCCGUGAACCUCCAACUCAGCGCCAAGAGUGUGGGUGUGUUUGAAGCAUUCUAUAAUUCUGUUAAACCCAAGAAGGGGAAACUGACUCCGAGUCCCGUGGACUUCACUGUCACACCUGAAACCUUACAGAAUGUCAAAGAGAGAGCCUUGCUCCCCAAAUUUCUCAUCAGAGGACAUCUCAACUCGACCAGCUGUGUUAUCACACACCCACUAAUGCGAGAGCUGGUGGUGGAGAGCUCGGAGGCCACCAUCAAAAGCAUCGAGCUGCAGCUGGUGCACGUGGAGACCUGUGGCUGUGCAGAAGGGUACGCCCGCGAUGCCACAGAAAUUCAGAACAUUCAGAUAGCCAAUGGGGACGUGUGUCGGGGCCUCUCUGUCCCCAUAUACAUGGUCUUCCCCCAGCUCUUCACCUGUCCGACACUGGAGACCACCAACUUCAAAGUGGAGUUCGAGGUUAACAUUGUUGUGCUGCUUCACCCUGAGCACCUCAUCACAGAGAACUUCCCGCUGAAGCUCUGCAGGAUGUAGGCAGGAACAGGUGGAAAUGCAGCCGUGCGGACCUACGGAAGCUGAAGCCGGCAGCCCCGAACUUGCUUUCUUGAUGGUUCUGUAUCAGAAAUGAGUCUGACCCUUCUUCCUCAUUCCCUCGAGGCCCCUCUAGUCAGAACUUCCCUUUGAAAUUCAUCAGGAUUUCUUCAUGGCGUUGGCAAGAUUGUUUCCCAGAGAGUAAAUUUCCUGUGACUCCUGACUAACCUGCUCCUUUUUAGGUUCAGAGCACAGUUAUAACACAGUCUGAAUUUUGCUGGAAAGUGAGGUCAGGGACAAAGGAAACCUCCUGUCUGGCCGACGGUUGUGGCCAGGGCUCCCAACAGCUCCCCGACUGCGCAGGGUGGCGACAGGCGUGCUGGUUGCCAAUGACUUUGGUGGACACCCGCCAAGGAGGGUGCUGUGGUGCCCGCUGCAGAUGCGCAGCG